This is a messenger RNA of Hypanus sabinus (Atlantic stingray), 3987 nucleotides long. Its product is annotated as tumor necrosis factor receptor superfamily member 5-like. The record is from RefSeq and is a predicted model, not a curated record. The transcript has 8 exons. Gene Ontology annotation, cellular component: external side of plasma membrane. The coding region runs from base 911 to 1339 and encodes 142 amino acids. Gene Ontology annotation, biological process: defense response to Gram-negative bacterium; positive regulation of T cell migration; positive regulation of cytokine production involved in immune response. Lineage: Eukaryota; Metazoa; Chordata; Chondrichthyes; Myliobatiformes; Dasyatidae.
CGACUCCUCCGGACCGACAGGGGGCAGUGGCCGGGCGGUGAGUAAUCCCGCUGCCAUGGGAGAACCGCGACUCCUCCCGGCCGCUAGGAACCACUCGCCGGACGGACUUUCAUCUGAGGUGUAAGAAAUUGGGACAGUAUUUUUUUUGAGCAAACACGAGGGAAUCUGCAGAUGCUGGAAAUUCAAACAACACACACAAAAUGCUGGUGGAACACAGCGGGCCGGGCAGCAUCUGCAGGGAGAAGCACUGUCAAUGAACAACAACACACACAAAAUGCUGGUGGAACACAGCGGGCCGGGCAGCAUCUGCAGGGAGAAGCACUGUCAAUGAACAACAACACACACAAAAUGCUGGUGGAACACAGCGGGCCGGGCAGCAUCUGCAGGGAGAAGCACUGUCGAUGAACAACAACACACACAAAAUGCUGGUGGAACACAGCGGGCCGGGCAGCAUCUGCAGGGAGAAGCACUGUCAAUGAACAACAACACACACAAAAUGCUGGUGGAACACAGCGGGCCGGGCAGCAUCUGCAGGGAGAAGCACUGUCAAUGAACAACAACACACACAAAAUGCUGGUGGAACACAGCGGGCCAGGCAGCAUCUAUGGGGAGAAGCACUGUCGACGAACAACAACACACACAAAAUGCUGGUGGAACACAGCAGGCCAGGCAGCAUCUAUGGGGAGAAGCACUGUCGACGAACAACAACACACACAAAAUGCUGGUGGAACACAGCGGGCCAGGCAGCAUCUACAGGGAGAAGCGCUGUCGAUGUUUCGGGCCGAGACUCUUCGUCAGGACUAACCGAAAGGAGAGAUAAGAGGGGACUUCAAAUCCAAUAACCAUGUAUUGCCACUUGCAAUACGAUAUGUGAGCCAGGGAAGGGUAUUAUUGCACUGAUGGCUGUCAUAUGGCCGGAAAGCACACCGCAUGCCCGCCUGGUGAAGGAGUUAAAGAGAAAGGAACACCUUUCAAAGAUACUGUGUGUGAGAAAUGUCCUGACGGAACAUUUUCAAGUGAAGCUUCAACAACUGAAGAGUGUAAGAGCUGGACAGUAUAUGAAACGCUCAAACUUAAACAGGUCGAACCAGGGAGCGCUGAAGCUGACGUGAAGUGUAAAGCAGAGCACAACGGGAUAGGUACCAUUCAUGUUGUUGUGACUGUUGCUUUCAUCGGAAUUUUUCUUGGUAUCGUGGCAUAUGUUUUGUGGAGGAAACACAAAUGUAAACAAGGUAACCGGAACAUUCUAGGCACCAGUAAUCACAAUGGAGAUGUGAAGGUGAUGCAGCCUCUCACAGGUGAGGAAAAGACUCUCAGAGACGAGGAAAGGGCAGAGUAAAGUGGGGGAAAUUACCAGAAAUAACCUGAAAUGGACUAUAAUUCCGAUCGAACCUCCAAGAGGGCUCAAAUCUUUCAUUCUCUGUGAAAAAUCCUGACUUCACAUAAUAGACACAAUCCAUUGUGCACCAAACUUGGAAUUGUAAAUAAUCAGCUUCACCAGUCACAAAUGUCUAAGCACUCACGUGAACCAAGAACAUUUAUUUUAAGUGAGUGUCGGGAAGAAUUUCGAAGGACAUGUAAAAAGGAAGGAGAUGCUUUUGAUGUUUCCUGGUACAUGUGACAACUAAAGCUAAUAACUGUCAGGGUCCUGAAGAAAUACCGGUUUAAUAUCACCCAAAGACCCCCAGGGAAGCUCAAAUCACAGUUUAUGCACAUCAAAGAUGAUCUGGGACUCAGGACAAUUGCCGUUUACAGGAUUCCUUGUGAAUGUGGAGCAAUGUAUAUUGGCCAGAUGGGACACAUGGUGGAAACCCACAUCAACGAGCAUAGAAGGUGUAUCCGUUUGGGUUAUCUGGAGAAAUUGGUGGUAGCAGAUCAUUAUAUUCACUAUAAGAUUGAGUCAGACACAAAACUACUAUGCCAUGCCAAUGGCUUUUGGGAUGAUUUGGUGAGAGAAGCCAUUGAGAUAAAGCUAGAGGAAAAGAAUUUCAGCAAAGGCAAAUGUCUCCCUCAAAAUAAGAACUGGAAUUUGAUUGUAAGCAGGGUGGGACAGCAGAAAACUGAUUGGUUAGGACUAACCAAUCAGGGAUGGAAUACAGUUUGUUACGAGCCUGCGGUCAUACUGUGAGUGUUACUUUAAGAGCAGCUGAGUGAGGUGGGACUAUGACGUCAGUCACAGGCUGCUGCGGAUGUGGAACCUGUGGAAUACUUCAUAUUUACCAUUUCUCUACAUUAGAGCGUGGAUUACAAAUACAGUCGACCUUCCUUAACCGUGGGGGAUUGGCUCCAGGAUCCCCUGCGGAUACCAAAAUUUGCAGAUGCUCAAGUCCCUCAUUUAACAUGUAUUAGUGCGGUGGUCUUUAGGACCCAGUGGAACCCCGGACUUUAUUUCACUUUUCUCCGUGCGGUGGACAUUAGGACCUGGAGGUGCAGCUCUGAAUCCGCAGUGUUUCUGUUCACGAAAAUAAUCAUUAUCACGAUUGAAAAUAAGAUGAAAGUAAUAAAGCGAUCGGAAAGAGGUGAUACGCCAUCAGUCAUUGGAAAAGCGUUGGGCUACAGUUGGUCAACAAUCGGAGCAAUUUUAAUGGAGCAUGUGAAAGGCCCUGCCCCGAUGAAAGCUACAAUUAUUAAUAAGCAACACAGUGGUUAAAUUAUUGAAAUACGUAUGUUUCUUAAGUGUUUUAUAUGCAUAGAAAGGUAAAAUUUGUACUAUAUACUAAGAAAAACGUUUGACUAACUGAUGCUAAAUAACACCAGAUGUACCUGUUCUGAUUUCAAAUCCGACUUAAAGACUGACUCAGCAAUGCAAAUCAUUCAUAGCCCAGGGACAGCCUGUACUUUUAAGUCAUUUCUAGAUUAUAAUACCUAAUACAAUGUAAAUACUAUGUAAAUAGUUGUUAUACUGUAUUUUUUUGGGAAUAAUGACAAGAAAAAAUAAUCUGUAUAUGCUCAAGCAAUGAGUGCUGGAGAGAGAAAUCGACUAUAUUUAUCAUUUCAAUUCAUAAUUCGUCAGAAUAACUGAUGCCAACAGUAAGGAAGGCAUCACCUAUUGGUCCACAAAUUAAACAGGUCACCAAUGACUGGCAAUUUGAAGAAUGUCUAGUGGGACCAGAGAAAAUCGCCUGCAAUGCUUUCAAGCAUGUUGAAAAUUUCCUUGGCCACUACCGAGCACCAGAUUGUGCAACUGGCUGACAACAUGCUUCAAGCACACAAAACCAUGAGUGUAACAUGUCACUCAAUUCGUUUUUGCAUUUGCAUUUAGACUUCUUCCUUGCAAAUCUUGUUCCGGUCAGUAAUGAGCAUGGGGAAGGGUUUCACUGGGACGUUGCAGUCAUGGGGGAUAAAGAGUAUCAGGGCAACUGGAAUCCAUCAAUGCUGGCUGAUUAUUGUUGGACACUUCAGCAAGAAACCUCAGACACUGAGUACCAAUGCAAAUAGUCAAUAAAAUGUUUUUAGCUGAAUGGAACUAUUGCAAAGUGAAACACCUCUCUGCAAUAAAACACAUUAUAUUCAAUAAAUGCUAGUUUCUUGUUCAGCCAAUUCCCACAUGAUACAAGUGAUCUGAAAUUGUUUUCAGCUUCAAGCAGUCAAUCAUAAACAAAAUUAAAAUAACAGUUCUGAAGAAGUAACACUUCCAAAGAAAUGUGUUGUCCAGCUGAAACUGAGAGGUCCUCCAAGAAAACAAUGUGCUCCGAGCAUACAAAGAGUGCUUGGGGUUACACGAAGCAAAUGCUUUGAUAGCAUCAGUUAACACUUCACGUCACAUUUCAUUUUCUGUUUUGAUGUCAAUUGCUCUGCAACUUUCUGCAGUUUUAUUGCAUUUAGAUAAUGCCCUUUUAUUUUGUUCCACCUUCCAAAAUGAACAAGGUCACUUUUCCUAAUUAUACUGCCUUUCACAAUUUAUCUAUAAACUCUUACUACCCUUAUUGCAUAUGAUUCCUUAAUUAAUCCAAUCUAAUGAAUAAAGUCUUUUGAAUAUCUCACAGA